AUGGAGAGUAUUAGUUUGUCUGGGCAACCUCCUCCUAUACUAUCUAGUGAGGAACUUACUGGGGUGGAAGCAGAAGCUGUGGAGAGAAAUCAAUCUCAGCAGCAAAAUGUGCCUCCUCCUCAAUCUGUUCCUUCAAAAAAAAGAAAGGAGGUUGAAACCAGAUCCCCGCCUGUGGUUAGUCCUAGUCCAGAGACGGGGGUUAAUGUGGGGGUCUUAACUACUUGGGUGUUCAAUCAAGAUGCAAUUAGGAGGGCCCUAGCAGAAAUGAUACUCAUUGAUGAGCUUCCUUUCAGAUUUGUAGAGGGGCAGGGGUUUAGAAAAUUUAUUCUUGUUGCAUGUCCUAGAUUUAAGAUCCCAUCUAGAUGGACUAUAAGUAGGGAUAUUUAUCAGAUUUUUUCUGAUGAGAGGGUAAAUCUGAACAAACUAUUUAGGACUUCCUGCCAAAGAGUUAGUAUCACAACUGAUACUUGGACUUCUGUCAAAAGGAUAAACUAUAUGUGCAUCACAGCACAUUUUAUAGAUAACCAAUGGAAGCUACACAAAAAGAUCAUAUCAUUUGUCCCUGUCACCUCACAUAGGGGGGAAUACAUUGCCAAAGCCUUAGAAACCUGUCUUCUAGAGUGGGGGCUAAAAAAUAUAUUCACUGUGACUGUUGACAAUGCCUCUAGUAAUGACACUGCUAUGGGUUUCUUCAAAAAGAAGUUGCUGUCUUGGGGGGUUUCUUCUGUGAAAUGCAAUUAUGUGCACAUGAGAUGCAUUGCACAUGUCUUAAAUUUGAUUGUCCAGGAUGGGUUAAAGGAUGUAUACAGUUCUGUAAAGAAGGUGAGGGAUGCAGUUAGAUAUGUGAGAAAUUCUCUUGCUAGGCUAAAAAAGUUCAGGGACCUUGCUGAUUUAAUAGGGGUGGAAGCCAAGUCUAGUUUGACUCUUGAUGUACCAACUAGAUGGAACUCAACCUACUUGAUGCUUAAGAAUGCAGUCACAUAUCAAAAGGUAUUUGAGGCCUAUGAAGAAAAUGAUAGUUCAUUCUCCACUGAUUUAGGUGAAUCUGUCCUAGAUUUUAUGGAUUGGUAUUCUGUUGAGCAUAUGGUGAAGUUGCUUAAAUGUUUUUAUGAGAUGACCCUAAGGAUUUCUGGUUCUCUGUAUGUGACUGCCAAUAAUUUCUUCUCUGAAAUUUCUGACUUGUCUUGCAUGCUGUCUGAAAUGGUGGAAGCUGAAUCUGCCUCUGUUAAUCUGAUGGGUUUAAAUAUGAAAACAAAGUUUGAGAAAUAUUGGGGUGAUCCUGAUAAAAUGAAUGCCAUCAUUUUUUAUGCAAAUAUAUUGGAUCCAAGGGAUAAAAUUGCAUACAUGCCAUACCAGUUCACACAACUAUAUGGUGAUGAUAAGGGAGAAUCUUGUUUCAAAAAUGUUUUAACUGGUCUGAAGAAUUUGUUUGAUGACUAUGUGCAUGGUUCAUCUGUCAGUGUUGAUUCUGCUACUGCUGUCACUGGUACAUCCCAGUCCCACUCUCAAUCUGUCACCAUUGGUAGACCACAGUCUAAACUGAAAUCUCAGUUAAAAAAGCAAAGAGCAGAGAUUGGUGAGUUGGGAGGCAAAAAAACUGAGCUGGAAAUCUAUCUAAGUGAGGAAAUUGUGGAGGAUGAAAAUCCUGAUUUUGACAUUUUAAAUUGGUGGAAGAUCAAUACUAGUAGGUUUCCUAUCCUCUCCCAAUUGGCUAGGGAUGUUCUUGUUGUUCCCAUUUCAACUGUAGCCUCUGAGUCUGCUUUUAGCACUAGUGGGAGAGUGCUAGAUGCAUUUAGGAGUUUAUUAACUCCUAGAAUAGUGGAAGCACUUGUGUGUGCCCAAGAUUGGAUGAGGUUGCCGAAUCGACCCAUCUCAGUAGAAGAAAAUCUGGAUGAAGUGGAGAGAUUAGAAACAGAACUGGUGAGUGGCAGUGGAGCUGGGAGCAGUGAAGUUGGUUUAUCACUUCCCACAAUUGUUGUGUUGGAAACUUGGACAGUUGCCAAUUGGCAAAAUGGCAAGUGGCUGGGCAACUAUUAUUUGUUGCUGCCAUUUUGCAAUUUGCCAGUUUGGACUGUUGGAACUUGGAACUAUGAGGCAAGAACAAAUGGAUAA
Messenger RNA from Ipomoea triloba (trilobed morning glory), 2112 nucleotides. RefSeq names its product zinc finger BED domain-containing protein RICESLEEPER 2-like. Gene Ontology annotation, molecular function: DNA binding; protein dimerization activity. The record is from RefSeq and is a predicted model, not a curated record. NCBI's taxonomy places the organism in Eukaryota, Viridiplantae, Streptophyta, Magnoliopsida, Solanales, Convolvulaceae. The transcript has 4 exons. Bases 1 to 2112 code for a protein of 703 amino acids.